Molecule: messenger RNA, 927 nt
Organism: Choloepus didactylus (southern two-toed sloth)
Lineage: Eukaryota; Metazoa; Chordata; Mammalia; Pilosa; Megalonychidae
Gene: TAS2R41
Product: taste 2 receptor member 41
Exons: 1
Coding region: 1-927 (308 amino acids)
Biological process (GO): detection of chemical stimulus involved in sensory perception of bitter taste; G protein-coupled receptor signaling pathway; sensory perception of taste
Cellular component (GO): membrane
Molecular function (GO): G protein-coupled receptor activity
Source: RefSeq, a predicted model, not a curated record
AUGCAACCAGCACACACCACCUUCUUUAUGUCACUCUUUGUCCUGCUGUGUCUCCUGGGAAUCACGGCCAAUGGCUUUAUUGUGGCGGCUCUGAGCCGGGAAUGGAGGCGAUCCCGGAGACUGCCCCCCUCUGACAUGAUCCUCCUUAGCUUGAGUGCCUCCCGCUUCUGCUUGCAGUUGGUUGGAAUGGUGAACAGCUUCUACUACUUCCUGCACCUGGCGGAGUAUUCCGGUGGGCAUGCCCGACAACUCUUUGGUCUACCCUGGGACUUCCUGAACUCGGCCACCUUCUGGCUUGGCACCUGGCUCAGUGUCCUCUUCUGUUUGAAGAUUGCUAACAUCACCCACCCCACCUUCCUCUGGCUGAAGUGGAGGCUCCUAGGGUCAGUGGCCUGGCUCCUGCUGGGCUCUCUCCUGAUCUCCACCAUCGUCACCUUGCUGUUCUUUUGGGGGAACUAUGUUAUAUAUGAAGGAUUCUUACAUAGACACUUUAUGGUGAACAUGACCUACAAGGAAUGGAGCAGUAAGCUGGAAAUUCACUAUUUUCUGCCCCUUAAACUUGUCACGCUGUCAAUUCCCUGCUCUGUUUUUCUGGUCUCAACUGCUCUGUUGAUUAAUUCUCUGAGAAGACACACCCAGAGAAUGCAGCGAAAUAUUCCCAGCCUGCAAGACCCCAGUGCCCAGGCUCACACCAGAGCUCUGAAGUCACUCAUCUCCUUCCUUGUUCUUUACACUCUGUCCUUCAUGUCCCUGAUCAUUGGUGCCAUAGGCCUCAUCUCCUCAGAGAGUGAUUGGUACUGGCCCUGGAAAAUUAUACUGUAUCUGUGCACCUCUGUUCACCCCUUUAUCCUCAUCCUCAGCAACAUCAGGCUUCGAGGGGCACUAAGGCAGCUACUUCUUUUGGUCAGGGGCUUCUGGGUGGCAUAG